This is a messenger RNA of Ictalurus furcatus (blue catfish), 3901 nucleotides long. RefSeq names its product major facilitator superfamily domain containing 9 (gene slc67a2). The coding region runs from base 873 to 1991 and encodes 372 amino acids. The record is from RefSeq and is a predicted model, not a curated record. NCBI's taxonomy places the organism in Eukaryota, Metazoa, Chordata, Actinopteri, Siluriformes, Ictaluridae. The transcript is spliced from 4 exons. Gene Ontology annotation, biological process: transmembrane transport. Gene Ontology annotation, molecular function: transmembrane transporter activity.
GGCAUUAGGAGCAAGCCCGAUAGUCUCUGGAGUAGUGGGGUCUACUUAUGGGGCUUUACAGCUUUUCUCCAGCACUUUAGUACUGGAGUGAUGUAGUGGGGAGGCGCUCUUCUUUACUGACCUGCCUUCUGCUCAGUGCUUUCGGAUACAGCCUUCUGGGGAUGUCCACUUCUGUUGCCCUGUUUGUGCUGGCCCGAAUACCCGUGGGUAUGUUAUGGAGAUCUGUUGCAUCUACAAAUCUGAGACGAGAAAUCAUUUCUGAUUUGAUGCAGAACAUACAGGACUGGACCUAUCAUUUUUGUCCUCUUUAUCUGUUUAUUAUACAGUAUGUUUGUUUAUUUUAUGUCUUCUGCAUUAGUGUGUCAGUAAAAAAAAAAAAAAAAGGGCAUAUAUUUAGAUUUCCAAACCUUCAUUUUCCAUCCAUAUUUUUGAGAUGACAACAAAUAAAUGAAAUAAGACUACUUGAGUCAUGAAGGCUAUCUGGGAUCUGCAGAAACAUUAAGUGAGAGACAAAGACUGAUGAAUUGAAUCUACAAGAUUUAUUGAAGAACAUACUAGCUGCUUUCUUUGUAAAAGUCAUGAAGAGAACUGAUGCGAUUUUAGAUGAAAAGCCAGUCACAUGAAAUUGACUUUGAUUUAUUGCUUUUUAUAGGGCUAAAAACUAGAGUAUUAUUUUGUUACAUAGGUUUAGUACUCGAAUGCUCGGUUGGGAAAAAUUUGGGAUUCACCGAAACACAGAUAAGUGGGAAGAGUGUCAUGUGACCUAAUUUAGUGACCUAAAUUGUGAUACUUUAUAACAACAGCUAUUGAUCUUCUUUCUUUUUUUUUUUUGUCAGAAUUUUGAUAUUUAGAAAGUGAAUUAUAUAGUCUUAAUGUGGUUGGUUUUAUAUAUUGCAAACCAAGCAUGCAGGCUCACUUUCAAGCUGUAUUCAUCAGUGAUUUACGUUGCUUGUAUUGUUCACCCCUCAGGGCUUUUUAAACACUCCUUGUCCAUUUGCCGAGCUCUUCUGUCAGAUGUAGUGUCGGAGACAGAGCGCCCCCUGGCGAUGGGUCACUUUAAUGCAGCUUCCAGUGUGGGAUUCAUCCUGGGCCCAGUGGUAGGAGGCUACCUCACUGAACAUGAGGGAGGAUUUUAUAUGUCCUCCUUUGCCUGUGCAGCUAUCUUCCUCCUUAAUGCAGGUUUGGUCUGGAUGUUGCAAUGGGAUGAGAUUUUAAACCACCGUUUCGAUGCUAACAGGAACAGUAAAAGCAGACAGUCCUAUGACGGACUGAGAAACUGCGAUGGGAAACAUCACGGUUGUCCUUCCACCACUAAAACUUGUCACUCUGCUGUAUCUCAGUGCAAGGACUGGGGUAAUAUGGCUCUACACCAGCUGACCUCAGUAGGAGCACAAAUCCGCAUGGUGGCUUCUUCUGACAUGUGGGAUGUAUUCCUGGUGCGUCUGCUAAUGGCGCUGGCAAUCAUGCUUUACCACAGUAACUUCUCUCUGGCCAUGGAAGAGCGCUUUGAUUUGAAACCUAAAGUGACAGGCUACAUAAUCAGCUACAGCAGCAUGCUGGGUGCACUGGCUGGGUGCCUGGUGGGCCCCAUGACUCGUCUGUACAAAGGCAAUAUGUCUGCCCUGCUGCUGCACUCCACAGCAUUCACAUGCUCAUUGAUCUUCCUGUAUGCCGCAGCAGGCAGCGUCUGGCACGUGCUGCUCUCCUCCACAUUCUUUGCCAUCUCUACCAGCGUGGGACGCACCUGCAUUACAGACCUGGAACUGCAGCGUGGAGGCAAUGCGAGGGCCAGUGGCACCCUGAUUGGUGCAGCACAGUCAGUGACUGCAGUGGGACGCAUAUUGGCCCCACUGCUUUCGGGCCUGACUCAGGAAAUCAGCCCAUGUGGGCCACCAAGCCUUGGCGUGCUGCUGGCUCUCACAGCUCUGGUGCUAGUGCAUGUCAGGACUCCAAAGUGGGCUAAGAUAAAGGGCAACAAUGCCAAAGAGUGAUUGGACAGAGGUUCAAAGCCACACAGAUUUAAGAGAACAAGGGGCAUUGUCGUGGCAGCUGUUGAAAUUGGCAGUUAUCGGAGUAUGAAAUGAGUAGGUUUUUGGAAGUGUUAAUUGCAGGAGACGCGAUCGGCAGCAGAGUAGCCACGGAUGCCUCUAUACACACACCAGGAGGACAUACCAGACCAGAGGAAGACUCUAGGACAGAUUCAUAUCUGAUACGACUACUUACAGAACUUGUUUUGAGUGUUUGAGUGCUGGUCACAUAAGUCUUAUUGAAGAUGGAAAUUCUGUGCAUAAGGUCUGUUUCUAGUAGCUGCUCCUUUUAGUUACUAAUAAGUUUAAAUUGAUCUUUUUUUAACAACAGAAAAUGGAAGUGUUCAUAUAUUUUUUAGCAAGAAAUAGUACAGUGCUGCAGCAGUUAGCAUUGCUACCUCAUAGUUCCAGGGUUUGUUCUUGAGCUCGGGUUACUGUCUCUGAAGUUUCGCAUGGCCUUCACAUUUCCAUGGUGAUUUCCUCUUGGUUUUCUCCCACCUCUAAAAAAUAGGUGUUUGCACAAGGUGCCAGGUGAUGGACCGGAUUUCUGCCUUUGCCCAGUUUUCCUGGCAUAGGCUCUGGAUCCACUAUGACCCUGACCAGGAUAAAGCAGCUACUGAUGAUCAAUAAAUGAAUGAAUGUUGUCAGAGUAAAAAUAUAAAUUAUUAGGACGGUUACUAUAGUAUCUGUAUGUAAAUUAAGCUGAAUAUUUUAGGAACAUGCACCCCUAGUUUAUUUUAAUAAAUUUUUUUUGUUUUUGUAGUGUUUGCUAAUUUAGAAUAUAUUUGCAGAUAGUACAUGUCAAACUAGGGUCUUUAAAUUGCACAUCCCCCCUUAACCUGUGUGUGUGUUCAGGUAUUAUAAUCAAGGCUAAAGAAAAAGACACAUUAAUGAGCAAAAGAAAGAUGACCAAUGAUCAUGAAUCGCUGAUGCAACAGUUUGUGCACAGAUUUACUCAAGUUUGGCCUAAUUUUUAUUAGGUUGUUUCACAACAUAUCACACAGGAAAAUGUUAAUAAAAACACUUCAUUAUAUUACAUUUAAAACAAAGGAAAUCACCUGUUAACAUGGAAAAUCAAACAAUCUAUAGUGUACAGUUUUCCAGAUCAGUUUCAAUUAAUCACAAUUCAGUGACGUACACACUCCGUGGCCUUGUUCAUCAAAGUUGCAUGGUCAAAUCUGAUCCCAAAACACACCCUAAAUCCACUGAUGGUUUCCUUUUCAUCCAUUUCAAAGUACAUGUAAAUCUGAGCAUAACAUUUUAGCUAACAAUCAGUAUUGUUAGUAUUUACAGCAAGUAGCCUGUAGUAAGUGCAGUAGUAUUAGUAGUAACAAUAAUAAUAAUAAAAAAAAAUGUUAAUAAUAAAUCACAAUACAGGAAACUUGUACUAAUAUGCAGGUAAUUUAUAAAUGUGAAUCAGAAUGCACUGGACAAAAUAUGGGCGUUUAACAGCUCAUUAACCCUUUAACUGAGCAACAGGUGUGUUUGUGCAAUAUGUGUGUUUUGAGGUCAUUACAUAAUUUCAUAUCAAGACCUUCACAUACACAUAUCCCAUAUAUUUGAACCAGUUCUAAAAUUAUUAUUUUUUUUAAAUAGCCAUAAAUAGAGUUCAAAUACCCACAGGGGAGAUUUGGAAACGGUUCAGUUUUCUACCUGAACAGAGUACAUUUCCAUACUUCACUACAAAAAGUAGAGCAAUUUUCCUACAACACAGUGGUUCCCUGGUGGACUAGUGGUUAGUGUGCGGCGACCUCAUCGCCAUGGUCCGAGUUUGAUUUCCGGUCAGGGAAUCAACCCACUGGAGGGUUGUACGAGGCAGUGCACACUCAGUGCCAGUACCAAGCCCAGGAGGGUUGCAUCGGGAAGGGCGUCUG